AGUUUCGAGCCUGUUAGUUUGCUCCGGGUCACACGCGGGCCCUCACCAUGAAGGGCGUUCUCCUCUUAUGCACCUUGCUGCUGGCUCCCUGCGGCGGAGGCAGUGACCCUGGGGCAGCCUGGCCCACGCACAUGGCCUGCAGAAACGGAGACUUGCAAGUGUUCUACCAGAGCUGUGAUCCCUUGCAAGACUUCGGUUUCUCCAUCGACCAGUGCUCCAGACAAGUAAGGCCCAAUGUCAACAUCCGAUUCGGGAUCAUUCUGAGGCAAGACAUCAGCCACCUGUUUCUGGACGUAACUCUGGUCUCCAAGGGCGUGACUAUUCUCAGCUAUUCCUACCCCAUCUGUGAGGAGGAUCUCCCCAAGUUCUCCUUCUGUGGAAGAAGGAAAGGAGAGCAGAUUUACUAUGCUGGCCCCAUCGGUAAUUCUGAAUUUGACAUUCCCCAGGGAAAAUACGAGAUUUUGCUAGAACUGUACAAUGAACAUCGUUCUAUUGUGGCCUGCGCCAAUGCUACCGUCCUCUGCUCCUGACUGACCUGUCCUGCAAGUUCCACCUCUUUGGAACGCCCGGUUCCCUGGACUGAGCCUGCCGUGGAGGAACUGGACAUCAACAGAA
Ochotona princeps (American pika) is the source of this 615-nucleotide messenger RNA. It is a transcript of the gene LY86, whose product is annotated as lymphocyte antigen 86. The transcript is spliced from 5 exons. Gene Ontology annotation, biological process: innate immune response; positive regulation of lipopolysaccharide-mediated signaling pathway. The record is from RefSeq and is a predicted model, not a curated record. Lineage: Eukaryota; Metazoa; Chordata; Mammalia; Lagomorpha; Ochotonidae. The coding region runs from base 48 to 530 and encodes 160 amino acids.